Molecule: messenger RNA, 7255 nt
Organism: Astyanax mexicanus (Mexican tetra)
Lineage: Eukaryota; Metazoa; Chordata; Actinopteri; Characiformes; Acestrorhamphidae
Gene: dnm2a
Product: dynamin 2a
Exons: 21
Coding region: 297-2897 (866 amino acids)
Cellular component (GO): membrane; cytoplasm; microtubule
Molecular function (GO): GTPase activity; microtubule binding; GTP binding
Source: RefSeq, a predicted model, not a curated record
CGGUCGGAUGUCGCCUGACCGGAUGGUCGCUGGAAGUUUUGUUUUGUGAGUUUCGGCUGCGGAUAAAUUAAGUAGUUGUGCGGCGCGGGGGGGGGGGUGCGGUUAUAGAUAGAGACCCCGGAGACCCUUCACUCUGAUCCCGCCGCGCUUCUCAUUGACAGGCCGAUGAUCCAAGCCGCCUGACGGGGGAAAGUCAGCUCACUGGGAAGUAACCUGAGCAGCAGCUCCUCCUCACAGCAGCCGCUGCGCCUGGGUCCGGGUCGGGGAGCGGAGCGGAGCCGAGCCCGAGUGAAGCCAUGGGGAACCGGGGGAUGGAGGAUUUGAUCCCCCUGAUCAACAAACUCCAGGACGCCUUCAGCUCCAUCGGCCAGAGCUGCAACCUCGACCUGCCGCAGAUCGCCGUGGUGGGAGGACAGAGCGCCGGAAAGAGCUCUGUGCUGGAAAAUUUCGUCGGCAGGGAUUUUCUCCCCCGUGGUUCCGGCAUCGUCACCCGGAGGCCCCUCAUUCUGCAGCUGGUCAACAAUAAAGCAGAGUAUGCCGAGUUUUUACACUGUAAGGGGAAGAAGUUUGUGGACUUUGACGAGGUUCGGUCGGAGAUCGAGGCGGAGACGGACCGGAUCACAGGCACCAAUAAGGGCAUCUCUCCCAUUCCCAUCAACCUGAGAGUCUACUCCCCUAAUGUUUUGAAUCUGACUCUCAUUGACCUGCCAGGGAUGACCAAGGUUGCCGUCGGCGACCAGCCCCAUGACAUCGAGCACCAGAUUAGAGACAUGCUGAUGCAGUUCAUCACCAAGGAAAGCUGUCUGAUCCUGGCUGUUACACCAGCCAACACUGACCUGGCCAACUCAGACGCCCUGAAGAUCGCCAAGGAGGUGGACCCUCAGGGACUGCGCACUAUCGGCGUGAUCACAAAACUGGACCUGAUGGACGAGGGCACGGAUGCUCGAGACAUCCUGGAGAACAAGCUCCUCCCCCUGCGUAGAGGCUACAUUGGAGUGGUGAACAGAAGUCAGAAGGACAUUGACGGUCGGAAGGAUAUCCGAGCUGCUCUGGCCGCCGAGCGGAAGUUCUUCCUGUCUCAUCCAGCUUACAGACACAUAGCUGAGCGAAUGGGAACGCCGCACCUGCAGAAGACCCUCAAUCAGCAACUGACCAAUCACAUUCGGGACACGUUGCCAGGUCUGCGCAGUAAGCUGCAGUCUCAGCUGCUGUCUCUGGAGAAGGAGGUGGAGGAGUAUAAAAACUUCCGUCCUGACGACCCCACACGCAAGACCAAGGCCCUGCUGCAGAUGGUGCAGCAGUUUGGAGUGGACUUUGAGAAGUGUAUCGAGGGAUCAGGAGAUCAGGUGGACACGGUGGAGCUGUCCGGUGGCGCCAGGAUCAACCGCAUCUUCCACGAGCGAUUCCCCUUUGAACUGGUCAAGAUUGUGUUUGAUGAGAAGGAGCUGAGGAGGGAGAUCAGUCACGCCAUCAAGAACGUUCACGGUGUCAGAACCGGGUUGUUCACGCCUGACCUCGCCUUCGAGGCCAUCGUGAAAAAGCAGAUCCGCAAACUCAGAGAGCCGAGUCUGAAGUGCGUCGACAUGGUGAUGUCUGAAAUCGCCACCCUCGUCCAGAAGUGUUCCGACAAGCUGGGUUCCUACCCCAGACUCAGAGAGGAGACGGAGAGAAUCGUCACUACACACGUCCGAGAACGAGAGGGCAAGACCAAGGACCAGGUUCUGUUGCUGAUUGACAUCGAGCUCUCCUACAUCAACACCAACCAUGAGGACUUCAUUGGAUUUGCCAAUGCUCAACAGAGAAACCCACAUGUGAACAAGAAAAGGGCUAUACCAAAUCAGCUAGAUGGGCUACGAGAACCAGAGAAGGUCAUCCGCAAGGGCUGGCUGACCAUCAACAUCAGCAUCAUGAAGGGAGGAUCCAAGGAGUACUGGUUCGUGCUGACCGCCGAGUCGCUGUCUUGGUACAAGGAUGAAGAGGAGAAAGAGAAGAAGUACAUGCUUCCUCUGGAUAACCUGAAGCUCAGAGAUGUGGAGAAAGGCUUCAUGUCCACCAAGCACACCUUUGCCAUCUUCAACACUGAGCAAAGGAACGUUUAUAAGGACCUGCGUCAGAUCGAGCUGGCCUGUGACUCUCAGGACGAUGUGGACAGCUGGAAGGCCUCGUUCCUCAGAGCUGGCGUUUACCCUGAGAAAGAUCAGACAGAGGCAGAGGAUGCUGCUCCAACAGACACCUUCUCCAUGGACCCUCAGCUGGAGAGACAGGUGGAGACUAUCCGGAACCUGGUGGACUCGUACAUUGGCAUCGUCAACAAGUCCAUCAGAGACCUGAUGCCCAAGACCAUCAUGCACCUCAUGAUCAACAGUGCUAAGGAUUUCAUCCACUCUGAGCUGCUGGCGUACCUGUACUCGUCAAGUGAUCAGAACAGUCUGAUGGAGGAGUCAGCUGAUCAGGCUCAGAGGAGGGAUGAGAUGCUGCGUAUGUACCACGCCCUCAAGGAGGCUCUCACCAUCAUCGGAGACAUCAGCACCUCCACCGUCUCCGCACCUGUCCCCCCACCCGUCAACGACAACUGGAUCCCGGAGGCCAGCCCCACCCCUCAGCGCAGACCACCCGCUUCAGCUCCACCCCCCAGCAGGCCUCCAGCAGUCAGAGGACCCACCCCAGGACCUCCUGCUCUCAACCCCACCCCUGCUUUUGCAGCACCACCCAUUCCCUCACGCCCGGGUCAACCCAUGAACGCCUUUGGAAACAGCAGCCAGGACCCUUUCAGUGCACCACCUCAGAUUCCCUCUCGCCCCGCCCGAGUGCCCCCGGGGGUGCCUAGCCGAAGACCUCCCAACGCCCCCCACCGGCCCACCAUAAUCCGCCCCGCAGAGCCUUCCCUUCUAGACUAGGAGAGUAGGCUCCGCCCACGCUCCCCACUCAGCUGCGAAUCGGGGCCAAGAGAAAAAGAGAGAGAGAGAGAGAGUGAAAUAAAGAAAGAGUAUAGAGCGAGAGAGAGAGAGUGAUGUCAGAGAGUGAUGUGAGGCUACAGGGCUCGAGCACUUGCAGGUUAAUGUGAAUAUAUAUAUAUAAAUAUAUACAUCAGCCUAAACCACAGACCUGCCUGGUUCACUCAAACUCAAACUGUCGUCCGAACGCUGCUAACUUCCUCCUGUACUUCUGUGUUUAAAGCCCUGGGACUGAAUCUAGGCUCCCGAUGCAAAAAAAACAACAAAAAAAAAAAAACAUUUAGUAGACGUUUCUGGUUUGUUUUUGACUUUUGGGUGUUUUUUUUUUUUCUUUUUUUUUUUUUACUUUUUGGCUUCCAGACUGUUAUUUCUCCGUUGACCACCAGGGGGCAUAUUGUAAAACCUCUACAGACCCUCGUUUGCUCUGGUUUUGCUUUGAGUGUGGGAUUAAGAGUUAAGAGCGUGUUUUCAUUCUUAUCUCUGAUAUUUUGGGAAAAGUUUUCUAUAAAACGCUGUUUUUCUGACUAGCGGUGAUCCGAGCAGACCUGUAGCCAGACCCUUCCACUCUCCAGCUUUGGCGUCUCUCGAGCCCAGAUUAAGAUUAUGUGUAAAAUACACUGUUUAACAUGUUUUAGAGGGGCUGGGAUGUUUUCUGUUUUCUUGACUAACUGAUAUCAUGCUGAAAAAAACAAGAUACCAUUGUUAUCAUUAUUGUUAUGACUCGAUAUGGUUUGAGGGAUUGCUUUUUCUUGGGUUUCUUCUGGGGUUUCAUUUUUCAUUCAGAAGCGUGUACAGAGCUCAUGGGACACCCAGUUCACGUUUGGAGGUCGGACGAUAAAUCGGACGUGAGAUCAGACACAUGCUUCAGAAAAAAAAAAGCAGAAAUGCUUUUUUUUUUUUUUUUUACCAUCAGUGACUGUAAAUACACAUCGUUCCAGUUAGCAGAGGGAAGUGAUGAACACUGGGAGUUAUGGAAAUUUGCGAUUGGAAUCGACGUAAAAAAAAAUAAGAGAGCACUUAGACUGUGUUUAGUUAUUUCGAUCAGGAGUUUUGAUUGGCCGAGCUGAGGUGUGCGUGUGCGCGUAUGUAUUUUUGUUUAUACAUAAUAAUCUGUGUAUAUGAAAAAGUAAUCCUGGAAGCACAAUAACCACUCGCGAUUAUUUCUUUGGGUGGGGAGGCGGGGCCUUGUUUAAGAUAGCGUCUCAGGUGACAGCCGUGUUUUAGCGUUUCCCGUACGUUAACAUAGUUUUAGCUAGCUUAGUUUGGGUUUGGUUUGCGUAAUUUAAGUUAAUCUCUCGAGGCCUUAUGAUUGGCGCUGUUUCACGUUCAGGGAAGGAAGGACAGGGUGUUAUUGAUGAGCCACAUUCAUUGAUUGAUUGAUGAUUGGUUGAUGGAAUAAUCGAUGAUAAUGUAGACGCAGCUUAUGGCAAAAGAUGGUUCUUCGGUUAUCACUGCAGAAAAUGAUAUCUUGACAAGUGAGAUCAUCUAAAAUCAAGUCUAAAUCCCUGUUUAAAGUGUGAACGCACCCGUACCUCGUUUAAAACUGAUUCAAAUCUGAGUCAGAUUAAAUCAACACCCAAAAUUCCUCCAAGCAGAAUCAAAACACCAGUAAUAAUUGCUAUUUGGGACAAAAUAUAUGAAUGAAAAUGUACUCAUUGUGCAGCAGUCUGUCUGACUUUAGACGUAUUUGCUAAAAAUAAGUGCAUAUGGUUAAAAUCUAGUCAGGAUAAAUGGGGACUAAAAAUCUCCUCUAUAUUUAUCGAUUAUUAUAACACAGAUCAUUUUACCCAUUUAAUACAAAUAUUUGCUUGAAAUAAGGAGUUGUAAAAACCUGUAAUGGUCUUCUUUUGGCAUUCUUAAGGCCAAUCUAUGCUUCUGUCAAAUUCAUUAAAUUGUAUACCGUAGCCUAUUUGUAGCAGUUUACCCAACACUACGGGUGGGACAGUAUAUCAACAUCUCAAUAUAUUGUUUUGAUUUCGUUUGCGAAUAUCUAUAUAUAUAUCAAUAUAUAUAUAUAUAUAUAUAUAUUUUUUUUUUUUGUAUUUGAAACAUAGGUGCCCUAAACGCCCAAAGACUCACCCCUCAAUUUAACUUAUUCGACUAAAGUUGCUGCUUCAUUACUCCACAUGGUGGCUAGGGCUGCGGCGAUUAGUCGGUAUAAUCGACAAUGUCGAUUAUUUAAAUUUGUCGACUACACAUUUCAUUGUCAACUAAUCGUUAAUCUGUAACAGUACCGCAUUACACAAAGUGCAGGGGACAGAAGCGCAAUGGGAGAUGGGUAAAUAGUUUGCUCACAGUUUACAAUCAACUUUUAAAUAACAUUCAGAUAUUUAAAUGCCAUUUAAAUCUCAUGUUCUGCUGUUACGAUCGUUUUUAGAGAUGGCAGAAAUAAUCGCUGACUAGUCGACUAAUCGAAAAAAAAAAAAUAAUAAUAAUCCUGAGAUUAGUCGACUACCAAAAUAAUCAUUAGUUGCAGCCCUAAUGGUGGCGCUACAAUCAAACUAAAAGCGUACACCACAGAUUUAAAUUAAAAUAAAAAUUUAAAUUCGGACACCAGUAUUUUAUUCUCUUCGGUAUCGUAGAGAGUAUCAAGUCUUGCGAUAUAUCGAGCAGAAUCACAGUAUUGUGGUAUCUUAUAUCAUUAUCGUGAGCUGCCCUGUGAUUCCCACCCCUUUCUAACAACGCAGCAUUCCCUAGAAAUGGUAUUGUUAUACACAUCCUGCUUACUCAGAAGCAGUGAUUGUGAUUGGUUUGCUGAGCCUCGUGUUCCAGCGACCAGUGCACAAAUAUAAACGCUUAGCGCAGCUUAACCACACUUAACUCACUACUUCCACAGGCUAUGCUGAAGACGAUACAUUGACUCACUAAAUAAGGAAUAUUCCACAUUAAAUAUUCCACAUUGAAGGAUGAUUCACUUGUCAAGAGACCAUUAUCAUUACAGGGUAUAUUUGACUUGAUUAGUGUUGUCUGGAGCCAGGCUUCAAGGGGACAGAUUCAAGGUCAGCUGGUCACCCAACACUCACUCACUGUAAUCCACAUUUUACCCUCUUUCCUUUUAGAAACCAGAUCCAGACACAACAAAAGCCAGACUGUUUAAACAAUAUACAAGCAGGGUCGCAAAACAAAGAGUCAGACACAUGCAGGUGCACAGGGACUGCGACGCGUUGAUGAAACUGUGAGGUGUGAUGAAUCAGGAGUGCAGAAAGGUGGCGCUGAAGUGCAGAAGCUCUGGAAUGUCCAAAUAGUGAUAACCAAAUAGGCAAGGUUUUAACGUAGCUGUGUUUUGUACUAAUAGGCGCACUAACAGGAAGGCUGCUGGACGUUUUACGGCUUCAGGAAUACAGGCGUGUCUCCGAGUGUAUUAUUAUUCGCAAAAUCGGGCAUUUGUCAUUGAUGUUUAGUUUAUUUGAUUUUUAUUUAUUUUCCUUUUUUUUUUUCUCUCUUUUCAGUUUUGUCAGCCAUGUUUUAUUCUUUUCCUCUGUUGACCAUAGCUGAUCAGCGGUUUCCAAAGCUUUAAUCCAGUUAGUCCUGGUCCUGAUGGACACUCCCAUAUCCCUGCACAUUUUAGUGUUCGCCCUGCUCCCAGAACAUCUGAUAAUCCAGCUAAUAUAAAAUAAUCUGAGCUAAUCCGCUCAUUAAUAAGCCUUUUUUUCUGAGGUGAGAGUUGUGUGUUUUGGAGCAGGUUGGCACUAAAAUAAAAAAGCCAGAGAUCCACAGCACUGUAGACACUUCUGUAGAGCCUGUAGACCAGGUGAUGAAGAUGGUUCUAAAGGUUCCUGUUGGUUUCCUUUUGGUGUUACUUCUGAUGGGAUUGCAGAAUGAGGAGAAGAGGGUUUGGUGUUCAUUUUUAACUGAUGGAUUUGUAGCGUGGUGGUGGUGGUAAUGGUGAUAAUGAUGAGAAUGAUGAUUAUAAAGAUGAUGAUGAUGAUUUUCCUUUGUUUUAACAUAUUGCAAACUUGCAAACAAGGAUCAUCUGGUGUUAAACAUCUAUUAUUCUCAUUUUCCCAACACUUUUCCCAAACACUCGUUUAAAGUCAUUUGAUCUGAUAAAAGUGUCGGUUAUUUAGCUUUUUCACUAGAUAAUACUCAACCAAUGAUGUUUUCCCAGGAGAAAAUGUCUAGAUUUGCUUAAAAACGAGAAAUAUAAAAAAAACGUCUAUUUAAACUGAAUUUCUGACGAUUUCACAAGUCAAGUGGCAUAAACACCAGAUUUCCUUUUUUGUAGUGCAUUUUGGACUGAUUAUGGUUUAAAGAACUUGUAUGGAGAUGAGGUGGAGAUGAGCAGGGGAUGAUAAAGACGA